GAAGGCGAAAUCAGUGCAGCGGUUUAGUUCUUAUCGACAGUUCUUACACGACAGUUGGGAAGCGACGUCAUUCUGAAUAGAGUGUGUAUAAAAAGCUAUAAAAAGUUGCGAUAUGGCCACUAAUAAGCAUCCGUAUGUUGGCAUAGCUGAAUUGCCAGGCGAAAUGAGCAAUGCGUCGGCACCGCCACCAGCCUACAUGCAAACUGACUAUGUACCUUUUGCGCAGCCGAGCAAUAGCGGUGUACAGAUGACAAGUGAGCCUCAGAUGCCUAACUUUUCGAUAAUACUCAUGAAUCCAAAUCCGCCGGUGGGGCCAGAAUCUAGCCAAAUACGGUGUCCACAAUGUAAAUGCACCGUGAAGACGACUGUUAGACAUCGUUCGACCGCAAAAACUCAUUUGGCUUGUAUACUGCUUUCGUGGACUUGGUAAGGGUCUUAUUGAAAUAUUUACGCUUAUA
Messenger RNA from Bactrocera oleae (olive fruit fly), 458 nucleotides. NCBI's taxonomy places the organism in Eukaryota, Metazoa, Arthropoda, Insecta, Diptera, Tephritidae. The record is from RefSeq and is a predicted model, not a curated record.